AUGACCUACUUCAAAUCUUUCAAAACAAGCAAGAAAGGGGACGAGUAUGGUCGCCUAACACAUGACGACGAAGAUGGCGAGAAUGCGGACAUCCAUGUCAAUCCAGGAUCUCAUCGCAAAACCUCUACUCUAACCUGGUUGCUUGUAUCAAACUCUAUUUUGGCACUGGCGGUUGUGGGACUAUCAGCCCGAAUUUUCUCCCAGCCCUUGGCAUCAACCACAUCGACCCAUUAUUCCGGGGUUGGGCCCGUCCAACUACUGGAGGAUCAGCUUGGGAUCGUAUCAACUGUUAUAGAGACCUAUCAGUUCUUUGAUGAUGAUUUGGAUCCUUAUGACUUUAGUAAAGGGGACCCUUACUGGGCAUCCCUCUUUCCUAAGGGUGGCGGCCAAUGCUUUCUCGAUGACGAGGUUGUGGCAUCCUACAAACUUCCACCCUCCCUAAGACACCCGGGCAAAGGAAACUUCACCGGAUACGAGAUGGCGGGAUACCAUUCCCUACACUGCCUAGAUUGGGGAGCAAUACGAUAUAACGGACCAUCUAUGGACGCAUACUUUACAUUGUUUGGCGGACUUACGUCAAGCUAUACUCUGCAACCUUGA
Trichoderma aggressivum f. europaeum is the source of this 600-nucleotide messenger RNA. RefSeq lists its product as uncharacterized. The coding region runs from base 1 to 600 and encodes 199 amino acids. The record is from RefSeq and is a predicted model, not a curated record. The transcript has 3 exons. NCBI's taxonomy places the organism in Eukaryota, Fungi, Ascomycota, Sordariomycetes, Hypocreales, Hypocreaceae.